AUGGCUCCCCGAAGAAAGCGCCAGCGUCUCUCGCUCGAUGGAGCAGAAGCCGUCACAGCAACCGCCGACGCCGAGCAACCGUCCAAUUCGUCUACAGCGGCGCCCAAAGAAGCUGCGCGCCGACAACUCUUCGUUCGCGGACUUGCGCCCACCGUUACGACCGAAGACCUUACCGAAUACUUCUCCGAAUCGUACCCAAUCAAGAACGCGCUCGUUGUUCUGGACAAGGAAACCAGGGAAUCGAAAAGCUACGGUUUCGUAACAUUCGCCGACGUCGAAGAUGCGCAAAGAGCGAAGGAGGAGCUGAACAAUACGGAGAUCAAGGGCAAGAAGAUCAAGGUCGACUUUGCCGAGGCGAGACAACGUGAAGGCGAAGAGAAGAGGCCGAGGGCUGGUGACAGGGCCAAGGCGGAGCGCGAGCAGCAGAUCAAGGAUGCGCAGACACCAAAGUUGAUCAUUCGCAAUCUGCCAUGGACCGUUAAGACGCCGGACGAUCUACAAAAGUUGUUCCGAAGCUAUGGCAAAGUCAACUUUGUCAAUCUGCCCAAGAAGCCCAAUGGUGAAUUGAGAGGUUUCGGUUUCGUCUCGCUACGUGGGAAGAAGAACGCGGAGAGGGCGAUACAAGAGCUGAACGGCAAGGAGGUCGAUGAAAGACCCAUCGCUGUGGACUGGGCUGUGGACCGGGAAACAUGGCAGAGCCUGCAAAAGACUGCACAGGAGGGAGAUGAUGCCAAACCAGACGGAGAAGACGAAGAUGAAGAUAUGGAAGACGCCGAGGAUUCUGCUGCCAGUUCCGAUGACGACGACGACGACGACGACGACGACGACAAAGCGGACGACAGCGACGACGACGAAGACGAUAGCAACACCGACUACGAGGACAUGUCAGAGGAUGACGAAGAUGGCGGAGUGGAGCUUGAACAAGAGGACAACCGACCGAAGCGUGAGGAAUACACUCUCUUCGUGCGCAAUGUGCCUUUCACAGUUGACGACGAACGUCUCAAAGAGCACUUCCAGCAAUUCGGUGGCGUCCGAUUUGCCCGUGUCGUGGUCGACCGCGAGACCGAACGACCGAAAGGCACAGGAUUCGUCUCAUUCUUUGCAGAAGAAGACAUGAUCAACUGCCUUAAAGGUGUCCCACGUGUCAAGCUACAAAAGAAGAACCUCGACAAGAAGGACGGCUCCACCAUCACUGUCACACACUCUGUGCUCGAAGACGAAGACGCCGACCCAACAGGCAAAUACACCAUCGACGGUCGCAUCCUACAAAUCUCCCGCGCAGUUGACAAGAAUGAAGCUACGCGUCUGACAGCGGAAGGCGCUGCUUCGCGCUUUAGCCGAGACAAAGACAAGCGUCGCCUCUACCUUCUCUCCGAAGGAACUAUUGCGUCCAACUCGCCACUCUACCAGAAGCUCUCGCCCUCUGAAAUCAAGAUGCGCGAAGAGAGCGCAACAAUGCGCCGUAAGCAAAUCCAGGAGAACCCAUCGCUCCAUUUAUCUCUCACUCGUCUCUCCAUACGCAACAUUCCUCGCAGCAUCACAUCCAAGGACCUGAAGCAGCUUGCUCGUAGCGCCGUCGUUGGUUUUGCUGCCGAUGUCAAGGAGGGUAAGCGACAAAAGCUUAACAAAGAGGAAGUCAUUCGUGGCGGUCAAGAAAUGCUUGUCGCAGAGAAGAUGCGUAAGAAGAAGGGCAAGGGUAUUGUCAAGCAAGCCAAGGUUGUCUUUGAGACGCCCGCUGGUAGCAAAGUUUCUGAGGACACUGGUGCUGGAAGAAGCAGAGGAUAUGGAUUCAUCGAGUACUACACACACCGAAAUGCGCUCAUGGGUCUUCGAUGGCUCAAUGGCCACGCCGUGGACUACAAGAUCAAGUCUGGCCCCACGCCAAAGAGCAAGAAGGCUGCUCAAGAAGCACUCGCAGACAAGCGGAAACGUCUCAUUGUCGAGUUUGCCAUCGAAAACGCCAAUGUUGUUAAUAGGCGCUCAGACCGCGAGGAGAAGGCCAGAGAGCCACCAAAGUCGAAGGCUGAUGGCGAGGCUGACAGCGAUGAUGCCGAGCCGGGUGCGACCAAAGGCAAGAAGCGCAAGCGUGAUUCUAGCGCUGCGGGUCAGAAGGCGGGCAAGGGUAAGGACAGCGGCAAGGGAAAGCAGGGUACGGGUGCUGCGGAAGCUGGCGCGGAUGCCGGUGCAGUAAAGGGCAAAGACGGAAAGCUGGCGCAGCGGACAAGAAUCAUCGCGAAAAAGAGACAAGCGCGGAAGGCGAGAAAGGCUGGUAAAGCGUGA
Alternaria ethzedia is the source of this 2280-nucleotide messenger RNA. RefSeq lists its product as uncharacterized. The record is from RefSeq and is a predicted model, not a curated record. Gene Ontology annotation, molecular function: RNA binding. The coding region runs from base 1 to 2280 and encodes 759 amino acids. Lineage: Eukaryota; Fungi; Ascomycota; Dothideomycetes; Pleosporales; Pleosporaceae. The transcript has a single exon.